UAGUCUGGGACUUAACAUAUCUGGGAGAUCAUCCUUAUAUCUGCCUUCACUCCCUGCUCCAUUCUGAUGCUAGCAAAACUGCAAAGCCACCAGCCUUCCAUACGUGAAAUCCCCAAGGCCUCCACGUUUCCCUCCAACUUCCUGGCUGCAGCUGCCUCACGGAUAUCCACUGAGUGAAUCUUCCCCAUUAUGGAGAGGGGCACGGUAGGAAAGUUGCUACAUGCUUUAAACUGUGCUCACUUUGUGCCCCUGGGAUACUACAGGCUUGAAAUAAUGAAACCAAGAAGCUUUUCAUUAUUUCUCAUGUUGCUUGGGGUUUUCCUGUCAGCCUCGUGGGGAUGGAUGGAAUCAGACAGGAGCAGAAGACUUGAUUUGGAUGCCGGGAGGUUGCGCCAAGAGGAAUCCAGAAGCUUUGAAGUCACAAGAAGAAAAGUGCUCUAUGGACAAGAUGGCCUACAUGCAUCAUGUGAAAAGAAAUUCUGUGGUCGGGGAAGUAAGUGCGUGGUUAACAAGGAGACUGAUCAGCCGCAAUGUAGAUGCUUAGAAGAUUGCAAACCUAGUUACAUGCCAGUAUGUGGAUCUGAUGGCAAAUUUUAUGAAAAUCACUGUGAAAUCCAUCGAGCCUCAUGCUUGCAAAAAAAGAAAAUCUACAUUAUCCACAGCAAGGACUGUUUCUUCAAAGGUGACACUUGCACAAUGGCAGACUACAAUCGGCUUAAAAGCAUUCUCCUGGACCUUCAAGCUCAUCGCCAGAGCAAACUGGGCAACCCUGUAGAGGAUAAAACAUCGCAGAAGCGCUUCUUAGUUGAAGAUAUGUUUAAGUACUUGGAUAUAAACAGUGAUGGACACCUCAGCAGCUCUGAACUGGCUCAGCUAGUGAAAACAGAUGAUCUAGAAGAUGAUUUCUUGGGAUGUACGCUAGAAGAUCUUCUCCGAUUUGAUGAUUACAAUAAUGAUGGUUACUUAACCCUGCAAGAACUUUAUACUGCAUUCCAAGUGGUUCAACUCACUCUUCCCGAAGACCAGAAGGUCAGCGUUACCACCGUAACAGUCGGACUGAGCACUGUAUUGACCUGCACUAUCCACGGAGCCCUAAGACCCCCAAUUAUCUGGAAGCGAAAUGGAGUCAUCCUGAACUUCUUAGAUUUGGAAGAUAUCAACGAUUUUGGAGAAGAUGAUUCCCUCUACAUCACCAAGGUAACAACUAUUCACAUGGGCAAUUACACCUGUCAUGCCUACGGCUAUGAAGAGCUAUAUCAGACCCACAUCCUUCAGGUGAAUGUGCCACCAGUGAUUCGUGUAUAUCCUGAAACUCAGGCGCAGGAACCUGGUGUAUCUGCAAGCCUCAAAUGUCAUGCUGAAGGGAUUCCUAAUCCCAAAAUCACCUGGCUAAAGAAUGGUAUUGAUAUCAUGCCAAAACUCUCCAAACAACUAACACUCUUAGCAAAUGGAAGUGAACUUCAUAUCAGUAGUGUUCGAUAUGAAGACACUGGUGCCUAUACCUGCAUCGCCAAAAAUGAAGUGGGAGUGGAUGAGGACAUAUCUUCUCUCUUCAUUGAAGAUUCAGCCAGAAAAACCCGCCUCAGCGUGGGAAACAUGUUUUAUGUCUUUUCUGAUGAUGGCAUCACAAUCAUUCAGCCAAAUGAAUGUGAGAUCCGAAGACACGUCAAACCCAAUGAAAGAAUUUUUACAAGUUAUGAAGAGAUAUGUCCUGAAGUUGAAGGUGAAGCCACUCAGUCCUGCCUCUGGGCUUCAGCCAUCAAUGUCAGAGACAAGUAUAUUUAUGUGACACAGCCCAGGCAAAAUAGAAUACUGAUUAUUGAUAUCCAGACCCAGAAAGUCAUGCAGUCUGUGGAUGUUGAUCCCCUACCUACCAAAUUACAUUAUGAUAAGUCACAUGACCAAGUCUGGGUCCUUAGCUGGGGUGAUAUGCAGAAGUCUCAUCCAACACUGCAGGUAAUAUCAGAGGCAAGUGCAGGGGAAAAUCAGCAUAUCAUCCGGACACCAUUUGAAGAAGUGGAUGAUUUUUUUAUACCACCUACUAAUCUUAUUAUUAAUCACAUUAGGUUUGGUUUCAUCUUUAACAAAUCGAAAUCUGCAGUUCAAAAAAUUGACCUGGAAACUGUGACCCACAUCAAGACUAUCAGCUUCAAAAACUAUAGCUGCAUCCCACAGACCAUGGCCUAUACACACUUGGGUGGCUACUUCUUUGUCCAGUGUAAAAAGAAUACGUCGGUAACUGCAUUUCCCCAGCUUAUUAUUGACAGUGUUACAGAUUCUGUGAUCGGCCCCAACGGUGACGUAUCGGGCACACCCUAUAUUUCACCUGACGGAUGCUUUUUGGUCAGUGCGGAUGAAGACAGUGGCAGGAUCAAGGUCCAGGCAAUAACCAUCCAAGGGGAAAUCAAGUUGAUUUAUGACUUACAAACAAAUGUGCAUAUAUCUGAUCUGACAUUUCAACCCUCUUUCACUGAAGGCAACCAGUACUAUAUAUAUGCUACUUCACAUUUGCAAACAGAUGUGCUUUUUGUAGAGCUGUCAACAGGGAAAAUGAAUGUCCUGAAGAAUUUAAAGGACCCUAUCAUAUCCAAAGACUGGCCAUGGAGCAGCCACAACAGAAUUAUGAAAGACAGUGGAUUAUUUGGACAGUACCUUAUUACACCAGCUAAAGAUUCACUGUUUGUUAUUAAUGGGAGACAAAACACAUUACGCUGUGAGAUUUCAGGUAUCAGGAGAGGUAACACAGUGGUCUGGGUUGGAGAAGUAUGAAAGGGCAAAAAAGUAGAG
Messenger RNA from Alligator sinensis (Chinese alligator), 2787 nucleotides. RefSeq names its product follistatin like 4 (gene FSTL4). The coding region runs from base 190 to 2769 and encodes 859 amino acids. Lineage: Eukaryota; Metazoa; Chordata; Crocodylia; Alligatoridae. Gene Ontology annotation, biological process: cell differentiation; multicellular organism development; regulation of BMP signaling pathway. The transcript has 17 exons. Gene Ontology annotation, molecular function: calcium ion binding; protein binding. The record is from RefSeq and is a predicted model, not a curated record.